AUGGCGCAUCAAUACGGCGAUCGAGCUGAUUAUAUUAAUGCCAUUUACAAAAUAUUGAGCAGACAUGGAGGAAAGAUGGAAUAUGGUGCCUUGAAGAGUGAGAUGAAAAGACGAAAAGCAUUGAGAAACUUACCAGUUGAGGAAUAUUGGGGUUUUCUGCAAAUGUAUCCAAAUAAUUUCAAAACAGAAACUACAAGGUUUGGAGGAAACAUAGUGGACUUUGUAAAAGCGAUAACCACCAUUGAUUACUGCGCAGAACACUGCACAAGAAAGUCCACUUGCCAAGACUCACUUUGUGACAACUUACAUCUGUGUAAAUAUUACUUGAAUGGCACUUGUAAAUUCACCCCCAACUGCCAUUUUGGCCAUGAUCUGACCACUGAUCACAAUCAGCAUGCACUGUCUGAACACCAUCUGAGUGGACUUGAUGAAAGAGCACUGAAGACUGUGAUGAACAGUAGUGCAAGAACAGUGCCUAAACCUUGCAAGUGGUACAAUGUUGCCAAAGGGUGUCGUGCGGAGUCUUCAGCAUCUUCCUGCCCAUUUCUGCAUGUGUGUAAACACUACUUGCUCGGAUCUUGUCGCUUUGGUAAAAAAUGUAAACGAUCGCACAACAUCUAUGAUCCACAACCAAAGGCAGUGUUGGAAAAGAAUGGAAUCAAUGUGAACAGGAGUCCUAAAGAAACUCUGGCAGAAAUACGCGAUGCAGUUGAAGGCAUGGAUAUGACGUCUGAUUCUGGAAGCAUGACGUCAGCAUCAUCCAGUCAGCCACCUCUGUCCUCUUCACCCAAGCAGAGAAAGGAUGCAGGAAAAGUGACAGGGUCCAGGCAAAGUGACCAAGGCUCUGCAGUUGGUCCAGGUAGUCCCAGACACCAGGCCAGUGUCCAGCACCUGCCAGCAGCCAUGGGAAGUACUUGUGCUAGUAUCUACGGUGAUGAUGAAAUAUGUACUUUCCAUCUUCGUGGCAAGUGUAACUAUGGGCAGUCAUGCAGAAANGGCAAACUCGAAAGAGAAAGUGAAAUGGCGCAUCAAUACGGCGGUCGAGCUGAGUAUAUUAAUGCCAUUUACAAAAUAUUGAGCAGACAUGGAGGAAAGAUGGAAUAUGAUGCCUUGGAGAAUGAGAUGAAAAGACGAAAAGCAUUGAGAAAAUUACCAGUUGAGGAAUAUCGGGGUUUUCUGCAAAUGUAUCCAAAUAAUUUCAAAACAGAAACUACAAGGUUUGGAGGAAACAUAGUGAACUUUGUAAAAGCGAUAACCACCAUUGAUUACUGCGCAGAACACUGCACAAGAAAGUCCACUUGCCAAGACUCACUUUGUGACAACUUACAUCUGUGUAAAUAUUACUUGAAUGGCACUUGUAAAUUCACUCCCAACUGCCAUUUUGGCCAUGACCUGACCACUGAUCACAAUCAGCAUGCACUGUUUGAACACCAUCUGAGUGGACUGGAUGAAAGAGCACUGAAGACUGUGAUGAACAGUAGUGCGAGAACAGUGCCUAAACCUUGCAAGUUUUACAAUGUUGCCAAAGGGUGUCGUGCGGAGUCUUCAGCAUCUUCCUGCCCAUUUCUGCAUGUGUGUAAACACUACUUGCUGGGAUCUUGUCGCUUUGGUAAAAAAUGUAAACGAUCGCACAACAUCUGUGAUCCACAACCGAAGGCAGUGUUGGAAAAGAAUGGAAUCAAUGUGAACAGGAGUCCUAAAGAAACUCUGGCAGAAAUACGCGAUGCACUUGAAGGCAUGGAUAUGACGUCUGAUUCUGGAAGCAUGACGUCAUCAUCAUCCAGUCAGCCACCUCUGUCCUCUUCACCCAAGCAGAGAAAGGAUGCAGGAAAAGUGACAGGGUCCAGGCAAAGUGACCAAGGCUCUGCAGUUGGUCCAGGUAGUCCCAGACACCAGGCCAGUGUCCAGCACCUGCCAGCAGCCAUGGGAAGUACUUGUGCUAGUAUCUAUGGUGAUGAUGAAAUAUGUACUUUCCAUCUUCGUGGCAAGUGUAACUAUGGGCAGUCAUGCAGAAAAUUCCACAACCCUCACAGGUUGCCGUAUCACUGGCAGUGCAGGGAUGUAACUGGGAGUGGUGAAUGGGCAGAUCUUCUAGACCUACAGCAAAUAAAACAUCUGGAAAAAGAAUUCUGCAAUCCUCAGAAAACUGAAGUGAUGAUAGGUCUUAAGGGGCAUCAGUGCUCUGUCAGCUUCUUGACCAUGACAAUCAGAAGCUCUGGUGAUCACCAACUUUUGGAGAUCCGUAGGCUGUCCACAUUGUCCUCAGAGGUGGCGACACCAGCUUCUAGAGCCUUCAGCACAUGUUGGUUGUGGUAUUGGAAGGAUGAGUUUGGACAGUGGUCUGAAUAUGAAAAACAGGGCACUCCAGCUCCAGUUGCAGGCCUACGGGUAGGAGCAUUUAGUUUCAAAUCUACUGGUACAUCUUCUGUGGACUCAAAGAAAAUAGAAGCAGCAUUCUUGGAAGACAAACUUGGAGAAAUUGAUUUUGAAACACCAGAACAUCAAUAUGUUUUAGAUUUUGAGAAAAUGGUUCAGAAAAAUAUUCGUAUUGGAACAGAAAGAAAAGUGCGCAGAAGACCUGUUUAUGUCUCACCUGAGGAAUUCACACAGGCAUUAAGGCAAAAAUCAUCUGACAGAAGGCAACCUGGUGAUGCCUCAGCAGCAGUCUCUACUGCCCCACCUGGUGUACCUUCUCACUGGGACACCACGGCACCAAUGAUCAGUAACUCUUAUCAACUGGUAAAGCUCCCACAAACACACCGAGAGUUUGUAGAGGUUUCAGAUCUCUUUCGUAAAUCCAUGUCACAGUACACAAUUUCUUCAGUCGAGAGAAUACAAAAUCAAGAGAUCUGGGAUGGAUAUUCCAGGAAAAAAUUGUGGAUGGAAAAGAAACAGCCACCAGGAGGAGUUGAAGAGCGCUAUCUGUUUCAUGGUACCAAGGAAAGAUACAUCCCUGCAGUUUGCCAGCAAGGAUUUGACCCAAGAAUAAGUGGGAUGAGUUCUGGCACUCUUUAUGGAAAAGGCAGCUAUUUUGCAAGUCAGGCCAGCUAUUCUCAUAACUAUACUGACUCUAAGCAGUUGUUAGUUUCUAAAGUCUUGGUUGGCACUUAUACCAGAGGGAAGGGAGAUUUCGUUCGCCCCCCACCAAAAGACCCCUCACGACCACACGGUGAUCUGUAUGAUUCCUGUGUUGAUAGUGAAUAUAAACCAUCAAUUUUUGUCAUAUUUAAAUCUGAGCAAGCCUACCCUGAAUAUCUGAUAAAGUAUAAGUAAGUUGUCUUGUGAUCAUUUGGUCGCAAGACCUUCAAAUGUUUAAAGUUUGUCAAAUCUCAUGUAAUACAAAUAGUUUUACAUGAGAACCACAGCAAAAGGUUGGCUAUACUGAAAAAAAAACUUAGUAUAAAAAAUAAAACAAACAAAACAAAAUAAAUAAAGCUUCUCGUAGGAAGUUGAAAUAAAAAAAAAGAAAUGAAAAUUAUUUACCCUUGACAAGAUGAAAAGUGUACAACAUUGUGUACAACAUUGUGUACAAGAUGUGCCACACUGCAUGUGCAGGAACCUCCAGUGUGAGUGUACUGUGCAGUAGAAGGCUAAAUUUUUGCUAAGAGAAAAUAUGAGGCAAUCUGUUUAUCAGAUUAAGCUGGUUGGUACAUCAGAACAAUCC
Messenger RNA from Lingula anatina, 3664 nucleotides. RefSeq names its product protein mono-ADP-ribosyltransferase PARP12-like. Gene Ontology annotation, molecular function: metal ion binding; NAD+ poly-ADP-ribosyltransferase activity. Gene Ontology annotation, cellular component: nucleus. NCBI's taxonomy places the organism in Eukaryota, Metazoa, Brachiopoda, Lingulata, Lingulida, Lingulidae. The record is from RefSeq and is a predicted model, not a curated record.